AUGAGUUGUUAUGGCGGCCUUAUUCAACUUGGGAGCCAUUAUGAACAACCUCAGUAUUUAGCACCACCUUUGCCAGUAGCAGCGCCGAAAGCAUUUGAGGCUUACGACUUGGCUCCUGUGCCACUACCCUACAUUGCUGCUAAACCUAUUGUAAUUCAGGAUGCAGAAGAUGAUGAAGAUUCAGAUGAAGAAUCAGCAGAAUAUGGACAUGGUUCUUUAGUGGGUCUUGGUCAUGGCCAUGAAGGUGGAGGUGGAUCACAGUAUGGUGAAGAACAUCAUGCCGCUCAUGGUGAAAAAGGAAGUAAAGGAUACAAUUCAAAGGGACACUUUGCUAAAGGACAAGCUGGUUCUUACGGCAAAGUGCACAAGGAAGGACAUGGAAGCGAAGCUAGUGGUGAAAAAGGAGUAUAUUACGACGAAGCUGACUCCCAUGGUAAACAUCAUAAUUUAGCAAAAGGAUACAAAGGCGGAAACCAUGGACAUAAAAAGCACCAUAGUAAAGGUGAAGAUAUAACGGGAUAUCAUAAAGUUUUCGAAAAGGACGAAUUCAAAAAAGACCAUGACUUUUACGAUGUGGCUGAUAACAGUGGUCAUUAUAAUAAACAUGGUUCAGGGAAUAAAUAUCACAGUGAAAAAGGCGGUGCCCAUGAAGAAGGAGAAAAGGGAGCAGCAGGUUAUCAAAAAGGAGAAUUUGGUAAGUCAGGCCACCACAGCAAAGGCCAUUCAGAUGACGGUGAAGUCGGGCAUAUAAGCAAAGAAGGCGAUGAAAGUCAUUACGACAAUCAUGAAGAGUACGGCAAGAAAGGUGAAAAGGAGCAUGAGAAGGAAUAUGAGUAUGAAGAUAUAGAUGAAGAUGAAGAUGAGGAAUAAGCUGCCAUUGUUUUUGUAAAUAAUUGUUAAUUUAUGCUUUGUAAUUUUGUUACGUUUGC
This is a messenger RNA of Leptidea sinapis, 929 nucleotides long. Its product is annotated as keratin, type I cytoskeletal 9-like. The record is from RefSeq and is a predicted model, not a curated record. The transcript has 2 exons. Bases 1 to 870 code for a protein of 289 amino acids. NCBI's taxonomy places the organism in Eukaryota, Metazoa, Arthropoda, Insecta, Lepidoptera, Pieridae.